ACCUUUUCCAAGAUGGAUGCUGCUGCGUAUUUUGUUGCUGGGUGUGCUUCUAAAAAGUGGACUGUGUUCAGAAGACAGCAAUGCCUGCCAAAGCCUGCAGCUUCUAGAACGAUAUUUUCGUUUAGUGUACGAUUUUGAUGACACUGGAAGAGUUGAAGACAUAUUUCAUUAUAGUGAAUUAUUGAUUUUUGCCAGAUCACAUUUUGCAUCUGGUAAUGCAAGUUUUGAGUGUGAAGUGUGUUUCUUUCUUAUGUUACUGGUGUCAUAUGUUAUGUGCGUGUUAUUGGCGUGAGUGGGCAAAAUACACUAUUGGUACAUGUGUUUGUUAAGAUUAGCACAUAAAUUACAUUUCAUUGACCUCGAAUAGUAGUGUUUCGGAUAUUGCGCAGAAAAAAAAAACACCCUGCCCUUGGCAGAAUAGCCUAUUUUCCUUUGAUGUGUCGUGUGUGAUGACAAUGCGACAAGGAAAAGAGUUACAUAAAUUGAUUGAAUCAAAUAGGAAGAAAGGUCAAAGGAACUUAGUUGCAGUUGGAGCAACAAGGGGUUACCUGUGAUGUCAAGGAGGCCGUUUUCAAAUGUUGACGAUUCUUCAGAGAAAUAUAGACAUAUUUUGUAUAUAACUUGCAGAUUGAUGUGGUGACCGCCCUAGUUCCAACAUGGCAUCACUGAAAACAUCUGCCUGUGAGGCUCGUGGUCGCUGCCAUGAUGGACGGGGUGGUGAGAUUGUGAAGAUGGGGUACCUUCGGAAACUCAAGGGCGGUCUUCUGUUGCAGACCAUGAAGAAGCGGUUCUUCAUUUUGCGUGGAGAUUCAUCUGAAGCUUCAGCACGACUGGAGUACUAUGAGGAUGAGAAGAAGUGGAAGAAGAACCACUCUCCCAGAAGGGCCAUCUCACUGAAAACGUGCUUUAACAUCAACCGGCGACAAGACACAAAACACAAGCAUGUGAUUGCUCUGUACACAAAGGAUGACUGCUUUGGGCUGGUGCUGGACUCUGAGGAGGAGUUAGAAGACUGGUUGAAGGCUCUUCUCUCGCUGCAAUAUGGGGAGGACAUAGUGGAUGGGGAAGAGCCCAAACCUACGUUUGAGCAUGUGUGGCAAGUGACAGUGCUGAACAAAGGCCUUGGCAACACUCGCAACAUGUUGGGUCGCCACCUGCUGUGUCUAACUGACAGAAGCCUGUCUCUGGUUAAGCUGACCCAGGAGGAGAGGGCUGAAACAUACGAGUUCUCGCUUGUGAGUGUCCGGCGUUGUGGGCGCUCUGACUGCUUCUUUUACAUGGAGGUGGGGCGUUCCUCCUGCACGGGUGAGGGAGAGCUCUGGAUGCAGACUGAGGAUACAAACAUUGCUGACAACAUGUAUGCUGCCAUCCUGCAUGCUAUGAGCAACAACAGUUCUAAAGAGGAGCAGUUGGCACGCCCACGUUCCUCAUCUACCAACGAAGUCUCGAAACCGAUCGCCAUGCUACAAAGACGCCAAACACAUGUGGGCAACAGUUCUGUUAAAGAAGCUGCACCCCCUACGCGUGCAGUGCCUACCAAUGAGCCGGACCCUCAUGGCCACCCUCAGCAGGUGUUGUCUGCUGCUAGUCUGCCUGUCGCUAGUAGUUGCCACCACCACCACCGCACCGUGACCUUACAUCAUCCGACGCCACUGGUGCGUCCAUCCCAGAGGAGGCACUCUGUGUCAGCACUUUCCUGUGUGGGAAGCGGGGAUGCGGGUUCCCACCAACGUACCUACUCCUUACCACUGUCUGAGCCCGGACCCCACACCCCUUGGGAAUCUAGGAGAGGGAGCACAGGUCGAACAGGCAAGAGAACUUCAGGCAGCAGUAAUAUGCGCAGCUCUGGUCGUGAGCGUUCAGACAGUGUUCCGUCACGCACACGAACAAUCAGCGAUGGUCCACACCGCAGUCUGGUCCCAAACUGUGGCAGCAGUCGGCCACACUCAGUGUGCUGGCCAGCAGGCAGUCCUGUCAGCCCUGCAUCAGGUCCAUGCUCAACUGACUCACCAGGCUCAUCCCUGUCCAUUGACGAGGGUGAUGGAGAAGGAUGGGGAGGCUAUGGACACUCCCUGACACCAGAUGAGCCUGUAAUUCUUGAGGAAAAUUGUAGUGAUGAUGCAAUAUGGCCUGGGACCACAUCAUUGUUGCCACCUCUCCGCAAGUUCUCACCCAGCCAGAUGCCGACUAAUGUCAGCACAGGCUCCCCCAGUCAGGAUGCAUACAGUCCUCACAGUUCAUCACCAAUGGAUCCAUUGGGAGGAUACAUAACCAUGAUACAGCAUGGAACAGGGACAGAGGUGAGCACAUGUCAGCGUGCACCAAGCUCUUCCAAUCACAGCCGAGCCAGCAGUCUGGCUGAGGAGACUUCAAAUGGCUAUGUGCCAAUGGCGCCUGUGGAUGACGGCUAUGUGGAUAUGGAGCCAGGACAGAGGUACCAUGGUGAAGACUGUGCCCAUGGAGAAAUGUCUCCUGCUAGUAGCUGUUCAGUCACUUCCGGCACUCCAUCUACAGAUAUGCGCUUCUCUGAGUACCACCUGGAGAAGGUGAGCUCAUAUUUCACUCCAUCAGAAGAGGAUGAAACAUCGUCACUGGAUCGUCCAACACGGGCCUACUCUGUUGGCUCUCGUCCAGAUGCAAUGAAGCGUACAAACAGGCUAGAAAUUGUGAAUCAGGCAGACGCUUCAAGAGUGCGAGCAUUCUCUGUCGGCAGCCGGACAGUGAAUAAGCUGAGUUCACGGGCACUGGCAUAUGAUUUGUACAUGACACGCCAACAUCCCAUGCUCACACCACCACAUCACACAGGUGGGCAUCAUCUGACCCAAACCCCCACAGCUGGGGGUAAGAAGUCUCUGUCUGCUCCCCUGCUCUGCAACUCAUGGUCAGGAGGUGGUACCUUGCGCCACCAUGUGCAUGGCAGUAGCCACUCAUCUAUGGAGCCAAUGGAUGAUCUCAUGGAGAUGGACUUUACACGCAACACACGAGGCAAGCCCAAGGCCAAUCGUGGCAGCAAGUUAGAAGACAAGCCAUCUGUUGUCAAUGGCUAUGUUGAUAUGUCCCCGCGUUCCACAGCCUCCAGGCAGGCUGAUGUAAAGUCAGGGAAUGUGGUAGCUGCAUCCCCUCCAAAAUCAGUUAUCCCCACAAUCUCUCCAAAAAUUGUUGAUUAUCAUGCUCAGAGUCAACCAAUCCCCACUCCAGCAAAAGUCACAGGUGCAUCCUCAUUGUCUCCCAAGACUGCUGGGCCAUAUAUGGAGAUGAGGCCUGGACCAUCACCACCCACAAAGCCUUCCAUGAUGCAGCGCAAGACAUCCACUGUAGACCCACCAUUCUCAGAUAUCAAGAACUUAAACACACAGCCUACAAGCGAUGCUUUCUAUACCAGUUCUCAGAACUUCAGCAGUGUCUCUCCUUAUGUGGAGAUGAAGAGUGACCUGCACCACAACAAUUUCCCGGUGACCUCAGGGUGUCAGAGUCGAAAGCCAACAUCGCCCAUACAGGAGGAGUACAUGGAUAUGGGCAAGCCUGGCAGUGCCAGCAGUGAUGAGGGCUAUGGGGGAGUGUCUAGUGUUGCACGCACUGCACCAGUGGACACUCCACACCCAAAGAAGCCUCCAGAAGGUAAUAUGGAAAUUGCAUGGACAGGUUUGUCCAGGCCUAUGCAGCGUUUGUCACUGGAGACCUACAGAUCAAACAGUGAAGAUUACAUGAACCUCUCAUUUGAGGGACAUGAGAACAGCAAGAGGAAAGAGAAACGAAAGGGUCGGUACAGUUCCCAGCCAAUCGUCAUCCAGGCACGUGAAGCAGAGGCUGCAAUAGCAGCAGGCAAGCCACAUUCUUCAUCCACCAGUCCUGUGUUCUCACUGUCCAGUUUAAUAGGACGCAAACACUCUACUGGUACGCCUCCAAAAGUUCCACCUCCUGCCUUCCUUCCCCUAGGCCACACAUCUGGCAACUCACCAGGCUCAAGUCCCAGUUCCUCUCUACGGCGCAGUCAUAUCCACAAGACCAGUAGGCAAGAUAGCAUAGAGAACACUGGUCUGAUCACACCGACAGGCUCCACAGUCACGAUAUUCCCAUUCAGUCUUAACAGUCCAGGAUCACCAAUGAAACCGUUCCCAGGACAGCAGCAGAAUAAAUCACAGGCUCCUCCCUUGGCAACAGCCCCUGGUACAGAUAUUCACUAUGAGUCGUCACGGAAGUGUCUGGUAGAUGCCACCAGCGGUACAUUGCGGCUAUCCUAUCCACAAGCUCCAUAUUCUCCAGAGUCAACCCCCACAACUCCUGACUCCAGCAGCUCGUCUUCUGAACAACCUACACCUGUGAAUGCAGAGUCACAGAAUGACCUGAACAAGGUUGGGUCACCCAGAAGUCACAACUAUGUGAACUAUAGCCCUUUCCAUCAAACAAGAGAAGAGCCAGUGUUUGGGGACUAUGCCUUGAUGCGGCCUGUGGCAGUAACGGCGUCAUGCAAGACUUCUGCCCCUGGCAAAAUAAUGAACUUGAAGACUGACAGCAUGGACCUCACUACCAUUCCAGAUUACAAAUCUGUUUCUCGGAAGGUACCAAGCACUGCCAUGUUCUGCCUCAGUGAGACAGUCAGCACACCAAAGUUGGUCACUAGUUCCACCAUUGCACCAAACAAGGAAGCGGUUCAGUUUGGUAGACAGAAUGUCACUGGGUCUGGCAACAAAGUUGGCAAGGCAGGAACGGUAGCCCGGCAGCUGUCUGGUCCCAGCAUGAGGUCCACAGAAGCCAGCAGCAACAGCAAAAUCUCUAGGCAGCCAUCUGGCUCCAGCCUGGGAUCUGCUGAGGGGGCCAUCUCCAGACAACUUUCCAGUUCGAGUGUGGAAUCCGUGGUGACAGGCCAAGCAGCAGCAGUUUCUGGUGGGUCACCUACUUCUUCCCGUCCCCCAUCUGUGAGCAGCGAACGGGAACUCCACUACGCUUCACUGGACCUUGCUCCCAGUGGCUCAGAAGGGGAAGAUGGGUCACGCAGUCCCCACAGCAUCAGGACACAAGGAUCUCUCACAGAGUCCUCCACCUCCUCUCCUAGCCCCAACCCUGUUAACCAGGGAACAGGGGAACCAGCCUUCACCUAUGCUGAAAUAGAUUUUGCUAAGAGUGAAGGGCUACGCAAUGUUUCAUGUUCGCUGAACAAGAAAUUGCGGCACUGAGGUGCUGAUCGCAUUCCAAGCGGUUUGGCAGCAUCUCAAGCCAAUCAGGCUGCACCAUUCAGAUGAUGUGCAAGUUUUGUGUAGGUAACAGCAAAGCGUUUUGUUCAUGGUUGCUGUUUCAUUUAUGUAAAGUCUGAUUUUUUUAUUUAUAGCUUGGCCUCACAGGAAGCUGCUAGACUGAUUUCAUAGUUCCUGAUGCCAGCCUUAUGGUCAGUUCCAUGCAGGGUGAUUAUAAAGUAACCCUACCGAUUCCAUUUCUCUGAAACGGUAGUGUACAUCACCACUUUUAUUUUAUUUGUACAACCCAUCUCAGGCAGGUGUCUCUGCUAUAUCUGUGAAAUGAACAUUUGUCUAAAUUAUCUGUUGAUAAUCCACCUGCUGGGCACAGUUUUCAUAAUAGCCUGUUUAAUACAGGGAAUGGGUAUUACCAUAUUCCUAUAUACUGAGCUUGAGCAGAAUUUUAGCUGUAUCAGAGAGUCAUAACUCUCAACUGUUUUGUGCAAAAUGAUUUUUUUCAUUUUUCAUUCAGAGUAAAAGUAUUUCCAUUCAUAAUGGUGUUUGUAUUAUUCAUGUCGCACUUAUGAAGGGUUAAAUGCUGCAGUGCAUAUUUGAGCACAUUUUUCUGACAUGAAGUAAAACAGAUGUUUGAGAGACAUACUGCUUGGAACUGUUCGGUUCGUAGCCUCCCGGUAGCUACAGUCUAGUCGUCCAAACUUGCACAUUGCUUCUGAAGAGUAUCUCAAAGCAGACGUUCCUCAUUUUAUUUAUUUGUUGCCCACUUAUAUCACAAUUUGGCAUUAAGUUACAGCUGGUCAGUGGGAGUCACUUGCACAAGAUUAACAGUAUUUUGAUACGCAAUGAUAUGAACAAAUGAAGGCAAGUGACUGUUAGGCAUUUGAAUGUGCCUUUUCCUCACACCUAGUUGAAGGCACACACUGUUUCAAUUCACCUCUCCCUGUGAACCUUUCCUCUGCUGUGAGAUAUGGUGAAUAAUGAUACAAUUUCUGUCUGUUAUAUUGGGGGGCACUCUUAUGUCAGUUUUCUGUUACAUGUGAUAAUUAUUCUGCCAGUGAGUAUCUUUGCAUUUAUCAUGUUUCAUGAUUCACAGACGUGAUGAAGUCAUGUUGAACCUCCCCAAUGUGUCCCAUUUUUUUACAAUAUCGAUAAAAGACAUGAGAUUGUAAAAAUGUUUAUUAUUGUGAUUUGUGUUACCACUUAUUAUAUAUACUGCCACAUGCUGAAACUAAUGGGUAAGUUGACAUUUUGUUAGUAAUAUUAUAUUUGUUAUUUUUUGUGUGUAAUGUAGUCUGUGUAUAUUUUACAGAUGUGAGAUGCUACCCAAUAAAGGUUGAGAGCUCCAGGGUGCA
This is a messenger RNA of Cryptotermes secundus, 6541 nucleotides long. RefSeq names its product insulin receptor substrate 1-B (gene chico). The record is from RefSeq and is a predicted model, not a curated record. The transcript has 16 exons. Gene Ontology annotation, biological process: insulin receptor signaling pathway. Gene Ontology annotation, cellular component: plasma membrane; cytosol. Lineage: Eukaryota; Metazoa; Arthropoda; Insecta; Blattodea; Kalotermitidae. Gene Ontology annotation, molecular function: phosphatidylinositol 3-kinase binding; insulin receptor binding. The coding region runs from base 657 to 5174 and encodes 1505 amino acids.